AUGGGAAUUAUGGAGAGGGACAGUAUUCAAACAAUAACUCAAAUAAACAGAGACUUAAAGCCGAUGCAGAGUGAAGAUUCUCAGUCACAGGUUUGUUGUGGAGGAUGUCAAAGGAAACUUCAAAGUCUUUUACCAGUGAAUUAUAAAGAUGAACUUUUACAGGUGCUAAAACUGGCUGGACCAGUGUUUAUAUCUCAGCUGAUGAUCUUUCUGAUCAGUUUCGUCAGCACUGUGUUCUGUGGACACUUGGGAAAAACUGAACUAGCUAGUGUUGCUCUGGCUAUUGCUGCUAUUAAUGGUACGGGUAUCUCAGUUGGCUCCGGUUUGGCUUCUGCAUUUGAUACGCUCAUCUCACAGACGUUUGGCAGUAAUAAUCUGAAGCGGGUGGGUGUGAUACUGCAGAGAGGGAUUCUCAUCCUCCUAUUGGCCUGUUUUCCCUGUUGGGCGCUGCUCAUCAACACAGAACCCAUCCUCCUGGCUGUAAAACAGAGCCCCAGGGUGGCCAGUCUGUCACAGCUCUAUAUAAACAUAUUUAUGCCUGCUUUGCCUGCUUCAUUUAUGUAUCAAUUGCAGGGAAGGUAUCUUCAAAAUCAGGGUAUUAUUUGGCCUCAGGUCAUCACAGGAGCAGUUGGGAAUGUCCUCAAUGUUUUAAUAAACUACAUCUUCCUUCAUCUACUUGAUCUUGGUGUAGCAGGAUCUGCUGCAGCGAACACCAUUUCUCAGUAUUCAUUAGCUGUGUUUCUCUAUGUCUACAUUCGCUGGAGAGACCUACAUAAAGCCACAUGGAGUGGUUGGUCUCGUGACUGUCUGCAGGAAUGGAGUGGCUUUAUUUGCCUGGCUCUUCCCAGCAUGCUCAUGCUUUGUGUCGAGUGGUGGGCCUAUGACAUUGGUGGAUUCCUUGCGGGGCUCAUCGGUGAGACUGAACUUGGGGCCCAGUCUAUUCUCUAUGAGCUGGCCAAUAUUACAUAUAUGUUUCCUCUGGGGUUUGCGGUGGCCACUGGUGUGAGGGUGGGAAAUGCACUCGGGGCUGGAAACACAGAACAAGCCAAACUUUCUGCCAAAGUCUCUUUAGUCGGUGCACUACUUGUUGCUAUUGUGACUGCAACAACUAUUGGAGCUUCCAAGGACAUUAUUGGCUACAUCUUCACCACAGAAGAGGAAAUUGUGCAGAGAGUUUCCAACGUCAUGAUCAUAUAUAGCUUUGUUCAUCUAUUUGAUGCUGUUGCAGCUGUUACAGGUGGAAUAGUCAAGGGUGCUGGAAAGCAAGCCAUUGGUGCUCUUUAUAACAUUGUUGGAUAUUAUUUUGUGGGAUUCCCAAUGGGGGUUUCCCUGAUGUUUGCAGUCAACAUGGGCAUUAUGGGUUUGUGGGUUGGGUUUUUAGUUUGUGCCUUCUUACAGUCUUUGUUCUUCAUCGUUCUCAUUUGCAAACUAGACUGGAAGAAAGCCACUCAAGAGGCCUUGGUCAGAGCAGGAGUACAACAACCUGAUACCACGAUUGAAUCCUAUGCGAUGGAAAGCAUGGGCUGCACAGAAGAGAUGUCACAGGUGGCCCAAAACAUUGAAGGAGGCCAAACAGAUGCAAAAACAGACUUCGAAGCUUUGAGUAAAGCAGAAGGAGGACUUACAGAGGCUGUUGCACUGGUCACAGUUGGAGAGGUCUUGACCACCAAGCAGCUGGUGGUCCGUCGAGGACUUGCUGUUUUCUUAAUGCUGCUUAUAUUAACUGCAGGGAUUGUGUGGAAUGAGAUGCUGACAGACUUUCUCAGAUAGAUAACUUUUUUAUUCUGUGCCAAAAUCUGAUUUUUAUAUAGCCACACACCACAUUCACCUAUUAAAUGGUUUCUUUUUCACAGUAGCAUCCCAGCU
Molecule: messenger RNA, 1866 nt
Organism: Triplophysa rosa
Lineage: Eukaryota; Metazoa; Chordata; Actinopteri; Cypriniformes; Nemacheilidae
Product: multidrug and toxin extrusion protein 1-like
Exons: 17
Coding region: 1-1770 (589 amino acids)
Biological process (GO): xenobiotic detoxification by transmembrane export across the plasma membrane
Cellular component (GO): membrane
Molecular function (GO): antiporter activity; xenobiotic transmembrane transporter activity
Source: RefSeq, a predicted model, not a curated record